GGCAGUUCGCUGGACAGCUCCCGGGUGCUGAAGCCAAGCCCGGGCUCGGCGUGGGGGGAACUUGGCGCCAGGCCCAGCCAUGCCUGCGGGGGCCCCGUGCAGCCUUUUCUUCGCCUCUGUCCUCUUGCUGAGGGCAUGCGCCCAGAGUUUCGGCCAGACGCGCUUCAUCUGCACCUCGGUGCCGGUGGAUAUGGACAUGUGCACCUCCUCCCUGCCGAGCAGCGGCACCGCCGAGGAGCUGCAGACCACCGUCCUGCAGCUCCGGGAGACAGUGCUCCAGCAAAGGGAGACCAUCAUGAACCACAAAGAGACCAUCCGGGAGCUGACCACCAAGCUGGGCCGGUGUGAGAGCCAGAGCCUGCCGGAGGCGGGCCCCAGCGAGUCCAAGACGGGCGGGGGAUCCAGCCGCAAACAGCCCGGCUCGUCCAAAAACACCAUGGGGGAUCUGUCCCGGGCGCCAGCGGCUGAGACCUUGAGCCAACUCGGGCAAACUUUGCAGUCACUUAAGACAAGGCUAGAAAACCUAGAGCAGUUUAGUAGGAUCAACUCGUCAGGCCAGACCAACCACCUGAAGGAUAUACUCCAGAAUAAAAUAGAUGACUUGGAGAAGCAAGUUCUGUCCAGAGUGAAUAGCCUGGAGGAAGGAAAGUUAAAUCCCAAGAACGAGUCCGAGGAAAGAAGCAAAAUCGAGAGCACGCUAACUUCCCUGCACCAGAGGAUCAGUGACUUGGAGAAAGGGCAGAAAGACAACCGGCCGACCGACAAGUUCCAGCUGACCUUCCCGCUGCGGACGAACUACAUGUACGCCAAGGUGAAGAAGAGCUUGCCCGAGAUGUACGCCUUCUCCGUGGGCAUGUGGAUCAAGUCCAACGCCUCGCCCGGGGUGGGGACGCCCUUCUCCUACGCGGUGCCGGGCCAGGCCAACGAGCUGGUGCUCAUCGAGUGGGGCAACAACCCCAUGGAGAUCCUCAUUAACGACAAGGUCGCUAAGCUCCCGUUCGUUAUUAACGAUGGGAAGUGGCACCAUAUCUGCAUCACCUGGACCACGCGGGACGGCGUGUGGGAGGCCUACCAGGACGGCACGCAGGGGGGCCACGGAGAGAACCUGGCUCCCUAUCACCCCAUCAAACCGCAGGGAGUCCUGGUCCUGGGCCAGGAGCAGGACACCCUGGGCGGGGGGUUUGACGCCACCCAAGCGUUCGUGGGCGAACUGGCCCAUUUCAACAUCUGGGACCGGAAGCUCAGCCCCGGGGAGAUCUACAACCUGGCCACGUGCAGCACCAAAGCCCCCGCCGGCAACGUCAUCGCCUGGUCCGAGACCAACAUCGACAUCUACGGGGGAGCCACCAAGUGGACUUUCGAAGCUUGCCGCCAGCUGAACUAGUGGCUAGUGGCUGGAGCGCAGCCCCCUCCCCGGAAGGAAUCCAGGACUAAAGUCUGUCUCCCCCUCCCCCGUCUGUCUGUCUGUGCAAAGCAAACCCAGCAAAGCAACAGGGCAGGGGCAUUGCCCGCUCUGGCCGGGGGGCCGGGCCUCGGGCAGCGCCGAACUGCGCAACUGGCGAGUAGGUGAGAGGGUUGGUUCGUUCUUCUUCGCUUUUUCUCUGGAGCGCGGCGGCCCCGCUCCCAGCUCCCCUGAACCGGCUCAUUUCUGUCUUGCCAACUUCCUUUGAAGCCUGCGUGCCUUGGGCUGGUGCAGCUCCUUAGCACAUCUGUCUUCAUUUGCAUCCUCGCUCGGGAGAGCGCGCUGUCCCUGCUCUCCUCCACCGCUCUCCAGCGCCGCGCCUUCCCUUGGAGCCAAGCGGAGGGCAUGGCCCCCCCAGGAAAUGGCGCGUGGGGGGUGGGACCCUGGGGGGGGGGCGCUGAGUUCUUGGGGCCAUUCGUACCCGCACGCCCCCACCCCCUGAGCACCUUGGCAGUGGGCCGGAGCACUAGGCGGGCCUGACUUUGCUUUGGGGGUGGGGGGCUGACUCAGGAGCCUCCGAUCCCCGGUUACUUGGGGGGGGGGGCUCCUUCAGG
Messenger RNA from Chrysemys picta bellii (western painted turtle), 2016 nucleotides. RefSeq names its product neuronal pentraxin 1 (gene NPTX1). Gene Ontology annotation, biological process: axonogenesis involved in innervation. Lineage: Eukaryota; Metazoa; Chordata; Testudines; Emydidae. The record is from RefSeq and is a predicted model, not a curated record.